Messenger RNA from Cucumis sativus (cucumber), 882 nucleotides. RefSeq names its product outer envelope pore protein 16-2, chloroplastic. Gene Ontology annotation, cellular component: chloroplast outer membrane. The record is from RefSeq and is a predicted model, not a curated record. NCBI's taxonomy places the organism in Eukaryota, Viridiplantae, Streptophyta, Magnoliopsida, Cucurbitales, Cucurbitaceae. Bases 122 to 655 code for a protein of 177 amino acids. Gene Ontology annotation, molecular function: amino acid transmembrane transporter activity. The transcript has 7 exons.
CUUCCUCGGCCCGGGAAGCGCAUGCGAACAUUUCUUCUCACUGACUUUAGCGAUCAAAUCGACAGCAGUUCCAGAUUUUGCAGUUUCAAUCUCUGAUUCCAUACAAGAUUUCGAAGAAGAAAUGGGGAGUAGGAGUAUUGACAAUCUCUCUAUGGUUGAUGAAAUUCGAUGUUCCCAUGGUGGAACAUUCUUGUAUGACCUUGGCCAUCCUCUUCUCAAUCGCGUUGCUGAUAGCUUCGUCAAGGCUGCUGGGAUAGGUGCAUUGCAAUCUGUAUCUCGAGAGGCUUAUUUUACGGUUGCAGGAAGUGUUGAUUCGAACAUUGCACCACCGCCUGAAUUAUCGAGUAUGAGAAAGCAACGUUUUCCAGGUCUUAAAGGUGAAACCAACAAAGAGUCCCUUGAAGCCAUGGUGAAGAGCGUGGGAAAAGAAUCUAUCCAAUGGGGAUUAGCUGCUGGUGUUUACUCUGGUCUCACGUAUGGUUUAAAGGAGGCUCGUGGAGCACACGACUGGAAGAAUAGUGCAAUCGCAGGUGCGGUGACGGGCGUAGCCGUAGCACUCACAGCAGACAAGUCUUCUCACGAGCAUAUCGUACAAUAUGCAAUCACCGGUGCUGCUAUGUCAACAGCUGCAAAUAUAUUUGCGGGCAUAUUUUAGGGUGAUCCAUCAGAAUAUUAGGAGGAGGUAUGUGUAUAUGGCGACCGUAGCCAUUUCAUAAAAACUGUGGGGUGUUGGUGACGUUCAUUCCGUCUUUAAUUAAACUUUCAUUCUGUCUUUAAUUAAGUUGACUAUCUAUGAUGCUGUGCUUGCUUCUCUUUUGGAUUCUUGGUAUAAUAUUGAACAAGUUUGUCCCUAAUGAUGCUUCAAUUCCUGAGUUAGACCAA